AUGUCGCACGCCUCCAGACCGAUCACCUACAAAAGAGUACCGGACCGAGAGUACCCUCACGGCACUGCUACAACGAGCGACUUCGAGAAACACGGCGCCAACCCGUCCAACGCUACAACCACGACGACUCCCAGCCCUCUCCGCAUCCUCCUCACCCAAGCCGCAUCCGUCGUCUGCUGCAUCAGCACCAUGGCUGCCACAGCCGCACUGCUCUUCUCCAUGACCCUCGGUACCGGCUACGCAAUCAAGAGAAUAAUUCAAUAUCCGGACUGGGUUCCUUCCGACAUCAACGGGGACGUAAAUGCAAUUGAUUUGCUCGUGGUGCUCUUUCCACCAUUCGGCGCGCUUGUCAGAGCAAUACCGGGCUUCUCCCUCUGGCAGGCUCCCGAACGUAGCCGCAAAGCCACCGUCCUAGAGGUGUUGAUGGACUUUGCACUCGUCGCCGUGGGGAUGGUCACUGUCGUCCUUUUGGCGCUUGUCUUUCGUCUUUUUUGGGAGCUGUGCAUUUGGGUUCUUCAGAUGUAG
This is a messenger RNA of Coniosporium apollinis CBS 100218, 525 nucleotides long. RefSeq lists its product as uncharacterized. NCBI's taxonomy places the organism in Eukaryota, Fungi, Ascomycota, Dothideomycetes. The record is from RefSeq and is a predicted model, not a curated record. Bases 1 to 525 code for a protein of 174 amino acids. The transcript has a single exon.